CCUUUUUUACGCUCUCGGUUCUCCUCUUAUAUUUUGGAUCUUCAGUAUGAAGGGACCAAUGAGAAGACAAAUGAUCUGAGAUUAAUGCCAAACCUAGCACGGAGACACUUCUUAUCAUCCAUCAACUAAAGAAGAUCUCCACCACUCUCACCUCUCAACUUGCUUAACAAUUACAAUACCAAUUUCCCCCUCCUCCUCCUUCCCUUCAAUAUACACACCCCUCCCUGAAAAUGGCAUCACCAAACGGACAAGGCUUCUUUCUGCCCGCCGAACGAGCCCAAGGCCUCGCCAACUACCCACACGCCCGCACCGCCCCUUCCACCAGCCGCCUGCUCUUCGUGUCCGGCACCUCCUCCCGCCGAGGCGACGGUACCUACGAGGGCUGCGAGCCUUCUCCAGACGGCAACGGUUUCAAGCUCGACUGCGGCGCCCAGACGGCCGCCGUGCUACGCAACAUUGAGACCAUCAUCCGCGGCGCCACGGAUGGCGCGCGGGGACUCGAGAGUGUGGUGGAUGCUACUGUGUUUUUGACGGACAUGAGUGACUACGCUGCUAUGAAUGCGGAGUGGAAUAAGUGCUGGCCGGACAAGGCCAAGGCUCCGGCCAGGACGUGCGUGCAGGUUGCGGCGCUGCCGAAUGUGAGGCUGAAUGUCGAGAUCAAGUGUCAGGCACUGGUGGCGGAGUGAAGGAUGACUUGGGUGGUUGGAUGAAGACCAGAGAAGAGAGCAACUUCAGCUAUAAACGCUGCCAGACUAGGAGGGGAAAGGCGAGUGAUUCAAGGACGGCUGGGUCUGGGCUUUAAGGGAUAUGAAGGAACCCUUGUAACGUGUUCUUCUCUCGAUGCGCUAGCGCGAUGAUCUCUGCACUGCAGCAGCAGCAUUAGCACUGACGAGCAGCAGCAGACUAGCCUCGCAUCUAUAUCUGGAGACAAGAAGAGGCUCCUGAGACAGGUUCACCGUCGGGUAGACGAAGCCAAGGACUCCCUCAUCAAGCACAGGAGGGAGGUGUCUCGACUGAAAAUGCUAUGAUUCAACGUCUCCCCUGAGCAUGCUGUCUCUCAAAUCCUUUCCAGUCGGACGAAUCAAGCCGCCUUGCCCAUACCUCCAGGAACCAUCCCCCAACCCAUCUGCUCAUAAGUCCAUCCAAAGACCGUACCGCUCU
Cryphonectria parasitica EP155 is the source of this 1161-nucleotide messenger RNA. RefSeq names its product YjgF-like protein. The coding region runs from base 231 to 686 and encodes 151 amino acids. The transcript has a single exon. The record is from RefSeq and is a predicted model, not a curated record. Gene Ontology annotation, molecular function: deaminase activity. Gene Ontology annotation, cellular component: cytosol; mitochondrion. Lineage: Eukaryota; Fungi; Ascomycota; Sordariomycetes; Diaporthales; Cryphonectriaceae.